Molecule: messenger RNA, 3968 nt
Organism: Brienomyrus brachyistius
Lineage: Eukaryota; Metazoa; Chordata; Actinopteri; Osteoglossiformes; Mormyridae
Exons: 2
Coding region: 2173-3102 (309 amino acids)
Source: RefSeq, a predicted model, not a curated record
UUUGACCAUUUGGUUUUCCGAAUUUCCAUACUGUGAAUGAUUUGUGUCUUAUGCAAACCCUGGGCGUCCAGCGUGUUUCCGAUGGGCAGUUCAUUCCAAAAUAAGACGUAGGUAGAUUGUCUGACUUGGGCUUUGCAACAUCUGACCUUUUUCUGAGCCAGAUCCUCCCCAGAAUUCCCCAUAACAAGCUUCCCUUUGUUCUCAUCUGCAGAAUAAUGUGUAACUGAAAACAAACCCCUCCCCUACCCCCUGACCCAGCGCAGUGCUGUUGUGAUUUCCAUGCCUGCUCAGUGCCCCUUUAAUGGAAGCAAUCUUGUAAAUUAGUCUCCGGCAGGCAGGCCAAGGAAAGGUGUUCUGGGAGAUGAAACCCCCAAGUAACCCAGCUUUGAAUUCAGGAAGAGGUGCCCUCACAACGGCAAGGACAGCGAGUGGUAGUUCUUUACAGCCGGGGGUGUCACCCGACAUGGCACUCGGAUCUGGAGAGGGUAGCAUGUGUAUCUUAAAGAUAUAAUGCCUCCCAGUGGGGGGAGGGGCACCCGUGCUUUGCAGAAUGUCACCCCGUGCGACACAGUCGCGGCAUGUUUUCAGAAUGUCAGUCUGGCAAGAAGCUGCACGAUCAGCCCAGAUUGCUGACACUGGCCUGCAGGCUCAGUCUAAUCCACAGUUACCCAGAAUUCCAGGAGACGGGAACAGGUUGGGACUCUGAGCGCACGCGCACAGGUUGAUUUUGCACAUUCCUCAAAUUCCCCGAUUCCCAUACACCCUUUGAAAAAACGAAGUGAAAACAAACUGUAACACAGCAUAGCACGCUGUCUAGCAGCCAUUGCACAUGCCACCAGUAUCCUGAGCUGGCUAAGGCUGGGUCAUGUGAUCGCCCAGUGGCGGCAUGCAAAGGGGAUAAUGCGGUCAGUUGCAGGUUAAUGUUUUCUUCAUUGAAUCACGGAGGGGAGAGCUGAGGACAGGCGGCUCGCACUAACUGUCACUGGCUUUGAUGAAUCGCACUAUUACACCGCCGAUGACUGUCGUGUGUGAUAUUCCCCCCCCCCAUAAUGCAGGGGCUGAUUUUCCUUUCAAAAAUUGGGAGGGAGGCACUCCUAGGUGACUAUGUAUUUCAAAACCUCAGUCUACAUUAUCAAUCAUGUGGGCAUAAAAUGUUUCUGUUUGACCCAGCACAGAUACAGGCAGACCUCUGAGCAGACUCAGGACCGUGGGGCAAGAGGAACCACAAAACAUUUUUAACUAAUUCAGUGCCCUGCAGAUGUCACCCCCCAGGUGUUUCCUGGGUGACUGGUCUCACAUCUUUGGUGAUGGGUCUCCCAAGUCCGAUUCAGUUUCCUGCUUGCUUAGGAUGCACGCCCUGAUAGGUAACCCCCCCUCCCCCAUUAAGACAUUUGUCAAUAUUAAGCUGAUACCCAAGGACCAGAUGUGGUUUCCUCCGCAUGUUGUCCCAAGGGACAUACAGGGUUUACGGGGAAUUCUGGAAUCCCAGACCGUUGACCUUUUAAUUUGCCUGUUGAAUUGGCCCCGUCAGAAGACCUGGAUCUAUUUCUAGAUUGGAACCGACCUUGCAGUGACCCCAUACCAGGAAUGGCACAUUCUUGUCAUGGUUCUUACUGUCCGAAUUGUACAUUACAAGCACACAGGUCGGCUGCAUGAAUUUAACCUAACAUUUGGCCCCAUUUUGUAACUUGGGAAUGAAUCCAAUGUUUCAGGAUCCAGCGUUCCCCUCCCUCUGAGCUGUCAGUACAGUACAUGGCCCUUGGAAUUACUUUGGCGAUUUUCUGCAAGUCAUUACGCUAAGAGUGUUAUGUGGGGGGUGCCCUUUUCAUAGACUCUGAGUCUGAACACUUCUGAGGUAUGAUGGGGAGUAAUGGACGACAGGGAAAUCUGCUCCAACAGGCUGAGUGAAUUUUGCUUUCUGUGGAGCAGCCAUGAAGGAUCCUGCAGGUCAUUUUGACAAUUUUAUUCACAUAAGGAGCAGGACCGUCAUGACAACAAGCCCACUGAAGGCCUUCACUGUGAGGUGAAGAUGAACAUCCACGUAAACGGGGAGCAUGUGUUUAAUCAGUUCUAUUCAUCGAGUUGGUGGCUCACAUACCUGUUUGGUUGACUUAGAGAGGCUCAAGCACAAUGGAAGAACAUUUUCCUGUACAGGCUCUUUGGUAGUAGGCUAUGUGUGUGGGAGCUACUGGUUGGCAAGGUGUUAGUCAGGGACCUGUUGGCUGGCAGAGUGCUGGUCAACGGCCUGCUGGUUGGCAAGGUAUUGGUCAGUGGCUAAUUAGCAGCAUUUUGGUCAGUGUUGUGUUGAUUGGCGAAGCAUUGUUCAGUGCGCUGUUAGCUGAAAAAAUGUUAAACAGUGGCCUGUUAGCUGGCAGGGUGUUGGUCAGUGGCCUGUUGGUUGGCAGAGUGUUGGUUAGUGGCCUGUUGAUUGGGGCAGUGUUGGUCAGUGGCCUGUUGGUUGGCAGAGUGUUGGUUAGCAGCCUGUUACUUGUAAGGGUGUUGGUCAGUGGCCUUUUGGUUGGCAGAGUGUUGGUUAGUGGCCUGUUGAUUGGGGCAGUGUUGGUCAGUGGCCUGUUGGUUGGCAGAGUGUUGGUUAGCGGCCUGUUACUUGUAAGGGUGUUGGUCAGUGGCCUGUUACUUGUAAGGGUGUUGGUCAGUGGCAUGUUACUUGUAAGGGAGUUGGUCAGUGGCCUGUUACUUGUAAGGGUGUUGGUCAGUGGCCUAUUACUUGUAAGGGUGUUGGUCAGUGGCCUGUUAAUUGUAAGGGUGUUGGUCAGUGGCAUGUUACUUGUAAGGGUGUUGGUCAGUGGCCUGUUACUUGUAAGGGUGUUGGUCAGUGGCCUGUUAAUUGUAAGGGUGUUGGUCAGUGGCAUGUUACUUGUAAGGGUGUUGGUCAGUGGCCUGUUACUUGUAAGGGUGUUUGUCAGUGGCCUGUUAAUUUUAAGGGUGUUAGUCAGUGGCAUGUUACUUGUAAGGGUGUUGGUCAGUGGCCUGUUACCUGUAAGGGUGUUAGUCAGUGGCCUGCUGGUUGGUCAGCUUGAUACUGAAAAUGCAAAAAAACGGCUUCUGUAUAACAUCUGCCAUUUUGUUCAGUUCCACUGAUCUGAUAUUGUUAUACUUGUCUGCUACCCAUCAGAAGCUGUGUAAAUUAGCUAGUGUGUGCGGUUUGCCUACUUCCAAGAAUUUAACGCCUGUGACAUUUGCGUAAGAUGGUACAUUUCCAUAUUUGAUAUCAUAGGAAGGCCCUCCCCAGCAAACAGAAUGCCAGAGAUGCUUGUUUCUUCCAGGUUAGCCAUAGAUAAUUAUAAGCUCUAUGCCCUUACAGAGUCCCUUACGUUUUUGGUGCCACAAUGGAUAGUGCUGUCACCACACUCUGCAGUGUGUGUGGAGUUUGCAUGUUCAUCUUUUGUGUGUGUGUGUGCGUGUGUGUGUGUGUGCAUAUUUAUGCUGGAUCCUCCUGUUUCGUCCCACAGUCCAAAACAUGCAACUUAACUGAACUGGAGUGCCUGAAUUUACUGCGUACAGACACCCCACCUUUCCCAGGAGUUCUGGGAGUCUCCCGCAAAUUGACAGCAGCUCUCUGACACUUGCAAAUGAUGCGAAAUGUCUCGGAAAUCUGUCGUUCCACUAUUCAGCAGCGCUAAAAUUAGCGGGCAAGAAAUCUUACUGCAACUACAACUGUGCCCCAAAUUUUGCUUACGUCCACCCACACCCAUAUAUAUACGGUAUUGUUGUAGUACCAGCCAAGCACUGGCCAGCACCCCCUCCCCCCCUCCUGGAUGACUCUCAUCUGCCUCCCUGAAAUCAAUAUCCCUAAAGUGGGAUGUCUGUGUGUAUGUGAGAGUGUGCAUCCUGCAAUUUGCUGGUGCCCCAUCCAGGGUUAGUUCUUGCCUUGAGCCAAUUGCAAUAUAUAAUGUAUAAAUCUUAUAUUUUAUAUAUGUAUAUAUUGUUUAUAAAGGAUUACUAAU